CUCCCUUCCACGACAGACCCACUGAUGCAGUCCUUUCUCCCUCAAACCUGAGUCGCGACGAAGCUAGACAAAAUGGUGGUCCCUACAGUUAAAAGAAAGAUCGUUAAAAAGAGGACAAAAAAGUUUAUCCGCCAUCAAUCUGAUAGAUAUGAUAAGCUGAAGACCAACUGGAGGAAACCAAAGGGUAUUGAUAACAGAGUGCGAAGGAAAUUCAAGGGACAAUAUUUGAUGCCAAGCAUUGGCUAUGGAAGUAACAAAAACACCAGACAUCUGAUGCCUGAUGGUUUCAAGAAGUUUGUUGUUCACAAUGUCAAGGAACUGGAACUGCUGUUGAUGCUGAAGGGAAGCUAUGCCGCAGAAAUUGCACACAAUGUCUCUAGCAGAAAGAGAAAGGACAUAGUUGACCGAGCUCAACAGCUCUCUGUUAAAGUAACUAAUGCAAAUGCUAGACUUCGCAGUGAAGAGAAUGAAUAAAUCCUCAUGGAAAAUUUCAGUUAAA
This is a messenger RNA of Rhopilema esculentum, 499 nucleotides long. RefSeq names its product large ribosomal subunit protein eL32. The record is from RefSeq and is a predicted model, not a curated record. Gene Ontology annotation, molecular function: structural constituent of ribosome. NCBI's taxonomy places the organism in Eukaryota, Metazoa, Cnidaria, Scyphozoa, Rhizostomeae, Rhizostomatidae. Gene Ontology annotation, biological process: translation. Gene Ontology annotation, cellular component: ribosome; cytosolic large ribosomal subunit.